GUCCUUUUGGGCUCCUCUCUGUCCUUCUCCGCCCUUCCUUCUCGAUCCUUCUCGGUUCCCCCGGGUCCUUCUCCAUCCCUUGCGGCUCCCCCGGUCCUCGGUUCCGAUGGAGUCGCAGUGUGAUUAUUUUAUGUACUUCCCGGCGGUGCCGUUCGCGGCCCGGGAGCUGCUGUCGGGUGAGCCGGGCCGGUACCGGGCGCUCCCCCGCCGUAACCACCUUUACCUGGGUGAGACCGUCCGGUUCCUCCUGGUGCUCCGUUGCAGGCCCGGUAACGGCGGCGGCACUGGGCCGGGGCGGCCAGCCUGGGCCGAGCUGGCCGCCUCGCUGGCUGCCCUGGCCAGCGUCAGUCCCGGCGGCAUCGAAGCCUGCGGCGAUCGGGAUGGGGAUGUGGACGGCCCCGGGGACGGCCCCGGAGCCUCGCCGGAGCCCGCCGUGUUCCGGGAGUGCCGAGCCCUGCUGACGCACAGCCAGGGCCCUCCGGGGCGCCCGGCCGCUGGGAUCCCGGUGGAGGACCCCAUCGUGUCCACGGACGAAGUCAUCUUCCCCCUGACCAUCUCCCUGGACAAGCUGCCCCCUGGCACCGUCAAGGCCAAGAUCGUGGUGACAGUGUGGAAGAGGGACACGGAGCCGGCGGAGCUGCGGGAGGCCGGCGGCUACCUGGGGCUGCUGCAGACGCGGGCACCUGCCCAGGUGUUCCGCCAGGAGCAGGGAGCCUUCAAGGCACAGGUGAGCACCCUGCUGACCGUGCUGCCCCCGCCCGUGGUGCGGUGCCGCCAGCUCACCGUGUCCGGCAAGUACCUGACGGUGCUGAAAGUGCUCAAUGGUUGGUCCCAGGAGGAGAUCUCGCUGUGGGACGUCCAGAUCCUGCCCAACUUCAAUGCCAGCUACCUGCCCGUGAUGCCCGACGGCUCUGUCCUGCUGGUCGAUGACGUCUGCCACCACUCCGGGGAGGUGCCCGUGGGGGCCUUCUGCCGCGUGGCCGGCGCGGGCUCGGGCUGCCCCUGUGCCCUGAGCGCCCUCGAGGAGCACAACUUCCUGUUCCAGCUGCAGGCGCCCGAGAGGCCUCCGGAGGAUGCCAAGGAGGGCUUGGAGGUCCCGCUGGUGGCCAUCGUCCAGUGGUCAACACCCAAACUGCCCUUCACCAGCAGCAUCUACACCCACUACCGGCUGCCCAGCAUCCGCCUGGAGCGGCCUCGCUUCGUGAUGACCGCGGCCUGCGAGUCGCCGGUGCGCGCCCGGCAGCGCUUCACCGUCACCUACACCCUGCUCAACCAGCUCCAGGACUUCCUGGCCGUGCGCCUCGUCUGGACCCCCGAGACCACCGCGGCUGCCACGGCUGUCCCUGCAGGGAAGAGGCUGCCCGGUGCCACGCUGGACGCCGUCGUCUGCCACUCGCCGCUCACCAACCUGGGCUACUCGCGCAAGGGCAGCGCCAUCUCCAUCCCCGUGGCCUUCCAGGCGCUGCGAGCCGGCCUCUUCGAGCUGUCCCAGCACAUGAAGCUGAAGCUGCAGUUCACGGCCAGCGUGGCCAACCCCCCGCCCGAGGCCCGGCCCCUGUCCCGCAAGAGCAGCCCCAGCAGCCCGGCCGUCAGGGACCUGGUGGAGAGGCACCAGGCAGGGCUGGGCCGGUCCCAGUCCUUCUCCCACCAGCAGCCCUCCCGCAGCCACCUCAUGAGGUCAGGCAGCGUGAUGGAGCGCAGGGCCAUCACCCCCCCGGUGGGGUCCCCCGUGGGCCGCCCCCUCUACCUGCCCCCCGAGAAGACGGUGCUGGCCCUGGACAAGAUCGCCAAGCGCGAGUGCAAGGUGCUGGUGGUGGAGCCUGUCAAGUGACAGGGACGGGGGGCACAGCGGUGGCUGGAAGGGGACCAGCUGUGGGGGGCACACGCAGCGGGGGGCUGGGGGC
Molecule: messenger RNA, 1904 nt
Organism: Dryobates pubescens (Downy woodpecker)
Lineage: Eukaryota; Metazoa; Chordata; Aves; Piciformes; Picidae
Gene: TRAPPC14
Product: trafficking protein particle complex subunit 14
Exons: 11
Coding region: 107-1831 (574 amino acids)
Biological process (GO): cilium assembly
Cellular component (GO): TRAPPII protein complex
Molecular function (GO): alpha-tubulin binding
Source: RefSeq, a predicted model, not a curated record